Heterostelium album PN500 is the source of this 1332-nucleotide messenger RNA. It is a transcript of the gene ubqI, whose product is annotated as ubiquitin family protein. Gene Ontology annotation, molecular function: protein tag activity; ubiquitin protein ligase binding. Gene Ontology annotation, biological process: modification-dependent protein catabolic process; protein ubiquitination. NCBI's taxonomy places the organism in Eukaryota, Evosea, Eumycetozoa, Acytosteliales, Acytosteliaceae. The record is from RefSeq and is a predicted model, not a curated record. Gene Ontology annotation, cellular component: nucleus; cytoplasm. The transcript is spliced from 2 exons. The coding region runs from base 1 to 1332 and encodes 443 amino acids.
AUGCAAAUUUUUGUAAAGACCUUAACUGGUAAGACCAUCACCUUAGAGGUUGAGGGUUCUGAUACCAUCGAGAAUGUCAAGACCAAGAUUCAAGACAAGGAAGGUAUUCCACCCGAUCAACAACGUCUCAUCUUUGCUGGUAAGCAAUUGGAAGACGGUCGUACCCUCUCAGACUACAACAUCCAAAAGGAAUCAACUCUCCAUUUAGUACUCCGUCUCCGUGGUGGUAUGCAAAUCUUCGUCAAGACUUUGACUGGUAAGACUAUUACCCUCAUUCAAGACAAGGAAGGUAUCCCACCCGAUCAACAACGUCUCAUCUUUGCCGGUAAGCAAUUGGAGGAUGGUCGUACUCUCUCAGACUACAACAUCCAAAAGGAGUCAACUCUUCACUUAGUACUUAGACUCCGUGGUGGUAUGCAAAUCUUCGUCAAGACUUUGACUGGUAAGACUAUUACCCUCGAAGUCGAAGGUUCUGAUACCAUCGAAAACGUCAAGACCAAGAUCCAAGACAAGGAAGGUAUCCCACCCGAUCAACAACGUCUCAUCUUUGCCGGAAAGCAAUUGGAAGACGGACGAACCCUUUCCGAUUACAACAUCCAAAAGGAAUCCACUCUUCACUUAGUACUUAGACUCCGUGGUGGUAUGCAAAUCUUCGUUAAGACCUUGACUGGUAAGACUAUUACCCUCGAAGUCGAAGGUUCCGACACCAUCGAAAAUGUCAAGACCAAGAUUCAAGACAAGGAAGGUAUUCCACCCGAUCAACAACGUCUCAUCUUUGCCGGUAAGCAAUUGGAGGAUGGUCGUACUCUCUCAGACUACAACAUCCAAAAGGAGUCAACUCUUCACUUAGUACUCCGUCUCCGUGGUGGUAUGCAAAUCUUCGUCAAGACCUUGACUGGAAAGACCAUCACUCUCGAAGUAGAAGGUUCUGAUACCAUCGAGAAUGUCAAGACCAAGAUUCAAGACAAGGAAGGUAUCCCACCCGACCAACAACGUCUCAUCUUUGCCGGUAAGCAAUUGGAAGACGGACGUACCCUUUCCGAUUACAACAUCCAAAAGGAAUCCACUCUCCAUUUGGUACUUAGACUCCGUGGUGGUAUGCAAAUCUUCGUUAAAACCUUGACUGGUAAGACUAUUACCCUUGAGGUCGAAGGUUCUGAUACCAUCGAAAACGUCAAGACCAAGAUUCAAGACAAGGAAGGUAUCCCACCCGAUCAACAACGUCUCAUUUUCGCCGGUAAGCAAUUGGAAGACGGUCGUACUCUUUCCGAUUACAACAUCCAAAAGGAGUCAACCCUCCAUUUAGUUCUUCGUCUCCGUGGUGGUCAAUAA